AUGGCGACCAAAACCGUAGCUGUACUCAAUGAAAACGAACUCAAGGACGGCGAGAUGAAGCAGGUCGCCUUCGAGGACGGCGAAGUGUUAGUUUCAAGGAUAGGAGAUGAGAUUCACGCAACAAGUGCUUUCUGCACGCAUUAUGGGGCGCCGCUUGCAAAGGGAGUGCUCACCUCUGAUGGUCGAGUUGUCUGCCCAUGGCAUGGAGCAUGUUUCAAUGUUUGCAACGGCGACAUCGAAGAUGCGCCCGCGCCAACGGCUUUGCAUUCAUUCAAGGCUUUCAUCUCGGACGGGAAAAUAAAUGUUACUGCAGAUCCAAAGAACACCACCAAGGCCAACAUAUCUCGACCUCCCAAAAUUAUGGCGCCAGAAUCAACGGCAGCAGGUCACGGUCAAGGUGUCGUGAUCGUUGGCGGUGGAGCGGGUGCCUUCCACACCAUCGAAUCCCUAAGGGAAAACGGAUAUAGUAAACCAAUCCUGCUGCUCUCGAAGGAGCCCCACGUACCCAUUGACAGGACGAAGCUCAGCAAAUCAUUGGCGACUGAUGUCUCCAAACUGGAAUGGCGCUCUGCCGCUGAAUUGAAGUUGAGGUUCGGGGUAACGAUCCGUACCGACGCCGAAGUAAAAUCCGUGGACCCUCAAGCCAAGUCGGUGACGCUUGUGUCUGGAGAGUCAUUCUCGUACGACAAGCUGGUGUUGGCGCCUGGUGCGAACCCCAGAGUGUUGCCCAUUCCAGAGUUACGUGGCGAAGACGGUCAACUCCGUGAGAACGUCUUCACCUUCCGAGGCAUGGCAGACUCUGUCAAAGUUGACAAAGCUGCGAAGGAAGGAAAGACGGCUAUUGUAAUUGGUUCAUCGUUCAUCAGCAUGGAGUUGGUGAUCACCAUGAGCAAAAGAGGACUAAGCGCAAUUCACGUCAUCGGCCUUGAAGACGUGCCAUUCGAAGCUGUCUUGGGUAAGGAAGUCGGGGCAGGGAUCAUGAAGUACCACCAAGCGAAUACUCCAAUCAUCCAAUUUCAUAUGGCGUCCAGCGUCACGCGCGUCCUAACAUCCCCGGGGAACCCGAAAACUGUCGAUGGUGUCGUCUUCAAGACCAAAGGCACCGAGGGCCAGGAAACAGAGACUGAACUCAAGGGCGACUUCGUUGUCCUUGGCGUCGGCGUAGCACCAGCAACCGACUUCCUCAAGAACACAUUCCAGCUAGAGAAGGAUGGCGGCAUCAAAGUGGACGAGUACCUGCGCGUGGGUGGGAGCGGCGAUAUUUUUGCCAUCGGAGAUAUCGCGGUGUACCCGCAACUGGGCAGCCCUGAAGGAGAGUUUAGACGCGUUGAGCAUUGGAAUGUAGCAAGUAACCAUGGAAGGGCGGUGGGUAAGACAAUUGCCGCAGCCGCUCAGCCAUUCGUGAAAGUUCCUGUAUUCUGGAGUGCUCAGGGACAGCAGUUGCGCUACUGUGGCGUCGGCAGCGGACAUGACGAAGUAAUCAUUAAAGGUGAUCCCGCAGCCAUGAAGUUCAUUGCAUAUUACGUCAAGAAGAAUGCCAUCGUCGCAGUCGCCUGCGCGCAAAGUGAUCCAGUGAUGGGGAAAGCCAGCGAGUUGAUGCGACUCGGCCUCAUGCCCAGUCCAGAGGAAGUGCGUAACGGAAAGGACUUGUUGACUAUUGACAUCUCCUCGGAGGCGACCAAACCCAAGGUAGCAUCCUAA
Pleurotus ostreatus (oyster mushroom) is the source of this 1701-nucleotide messenger RNA. RefSeq lists its product as uncharacterized. NCBI's taxonomy places the organism in Eukaryota, Fungi, Basidiomycota, Agaricomycetes, Agaricales, Pleurotaceae. The transcript has 10 exons. Bases 1 to 1701 code for a protein of 566 amino acids. Gene Ontology annotation, cellular component: cytoplasm. Gene Ontology annotation, molecular function: flavin adenine dinucleotide binding; 2 iron, 2 sulfur cluster binding; oxidoreductase activity, acting on NAD(P)H. The record is from RefSeq and is a predicted model, not a curated record.